UUAGCCUUUCAGGCGUCUCUUAAUCUCAGGUCAAAUUAUCUUAAACAUUUAAAUGAGCCAUAUUGGAUCAUAGACACAUUGCAUUGAACAUUUUAUAAUAGAUUACUGAGUGUCGCGUGGGAUGUUACUGCUAAAUUUACAGCCACCUCUGGAUUUUUACCUUUUACUGUAAGGACAUUGCAUCUGACAGGCAAAACUCUGGGAACAAUCACCACAAACAACUCAAUCCUAACAACCUACAUCAACCCGCCAAAUUCUAAAGCUAAAUACGGUGGCGUUAUGUCGGCUCUCUCUGCUAUAACUGUUUAAGUAUUACAGUAAACUGCUCCUGAAAAUGGCGCUGUGGAGCGAAGUUGAACUUCUGACCAACGAAGAUACAAAUACAGUCCGUUUCGAUGGUGUGUCCCGGGAGGAAAACAGCAGUGGCCUGUAUCAGGUGGACACGUUGGUCAAAGUCUCCAGUGCUAAUGAGGUGCAGGCAGAUCCCAAUCUCACGUCCUCGAGCGGCUCAAACUGGAGUUUUAUUGUUGCUGACAGGACAGUCAUCCUGUUUGAUCAGAGCUAUCAGAGCAUCCUCCUGCUUCUUAACUUUGAAACUGAUGUGGACGCCAUUGACGUGUGCCUGAAGGGAAAGUUUCUGGUAGUUUGUGAAAGAAAUGGAAACCUUCAUUUGAUCUACGUUCCGCAAAAGAGGAUCCUCUUAACCCGGGCUUUGGUUGAGAAACCAAAUGGAGAUAAGAAAACCUACUGCUAUCUCAUCAUGGAUGAAGACAAGGCAUCCUCAGGAAUGUACCACAUGUUCCUUCUCAUUAAGGAUGGUUUUUUCCACAUUACAAACCUUUCCUUGGCAAAGAUUGAGUCAGCUAUUGAAAAAAUGGAUGUCGGAGCUCUAAAGGAGCUCCAGUCUUUGAUCAAGAUAGAUUUUUACUCCACCAAGGAUUACCAUGAGGAGGGUUGUAGCACAGCAGUGAUGUUCAGUCUGGGCCAUGAAGUCCACCUGAUGAUUGGGGUCAGUGUCUAUCAGUGUGUAAGGAAGAUGGUGGUGGUGGAUAACCUUUUGUACAUCCUCGACACUGAGGAUGUUCUGAGUCUUUGGGAUCUGCACUUUCUUGUCAUGAUUCACUGUUGGCCAGAACUCGCCGUUCAUGACUUUCAGCUCACUGCAGAAUGUGGCUCUGCCUCCAUGGUGGCCCAAGAUAAAGGCAGCAUGAAGAUGAUCAUGCUGACAAAGCAAGACAACAGUCAGAUCAGCUCACUGCAAAUACGAUUCCUGCCCUCUAUGACUGUUUGCUACUCUCUGGAUGUUUCCUUUGUCUCCUGUCUUGUCCACACAAAAAUAAACAUGGAUGCAUUUUAUUUAGUCGAGGGGAUUUGUGAGAACCCAGAGAGUCGAAGAGAGCCAGUCGCUUCUGUGGUUGUUCGAUCCUUCACAGAGGCUUUACCUGAAAACAGGCUGAGCAGGCUUCUUCACAAACACAUGUUUGAAGAGGCUGAAAAGUUUGCCAUCACAUUUGAACUGGAUUUAGAGCUUGUCUAUAAGGUGAAGCUUGACUUUGUGCUGGAGCAGCUGGCCUCUGCAUCAGUGGGCGGUUAUGGAGAGGAUGUGUGGUCUGAACUGGUCGAAGAAGCCAAGACAAACCUGAUGAAGAUUACAGUGAGUAUUAUAACAGUACUGUCAUCAUCCUGCCAGCUAAGAGAAGGAGACAUGAAGGGUGCACAGCUUCUUUGGCUCAGAUAUGAGGGUCAGAUUGCAACCAAGUUCAGUGAGAGCAGCCUUGAAGCCAUCCUCAGUGCCAUCCCAGAGGACCUGCCCUCACAGGAUCUCUGCCUGUGGUUCAAGACAGUUUUUGUUCCCUUUGUGAGGAGGGUGUUACCACAAGGACAGAGAAUCCUGGCAAAGUGGCUCGAGCAGAAAGCAAGAAAUCUGGAGUUAACAGAAAAGCGUGCUUGGCCUCAGAAUGGGUUGGACCUGGCUGUGCUUGGACUGCCCUCUUUAUGGACAUGGAUGAAAUCUGAUAACAGUAAUUGUGUAGAAGAGGUGGAAAACCUCAAAUCCCUGGUGUCCAACCUACGUCAGCUGCUGGACCUACAUCAGAAAUACAACUGCUCACUUUCCCUUUCGGUCUUUGAAAAGAAGACUGUGUGGAGUGUGGCAUUUUUCAUGCUGGACAAAGUGGCGGCUCCGGAGCUAAUCGCCGCCACAGUGGAAAACAGCAUCAGGCCGUACACUGAAGAACACAAGAUUCCUUUUGAUGAGCUACUUCUGCAAUACAUCAAGGAUUUGCUGGAACGCUGCAGUUCUCAGACCACGACACUUUUCACUGAAUGGGAAGCUAAAGCAGUGGCUGUGCUCGGCUGCAUGACUGACACUGAUCUGAUGGUUGAUGCCGUGCUGGAGAUCAUGCAGAAGGCUGUGGUACCGUGGAGUAAUGUGGUUGAAAAACUGGUCCAGCAGUACCUAGAGAUGGAUGGACCAAAGUAUGAUUAUAUCAUUGUCUCCUUCAAUGGAUAUCAGGCCCUUCGUCUCACAUCGUGGGCCAGGAUGCAGCUGGAGGAUAAAGAACACAUAUCUGAUGAGCACAAGAAACAUCAGAUGGUGAUAGCUCAGGUGAUGGUGGAAACUCUGAAAUACCUGCAUAUAAUCCAAAAACAUGAUGCUCUAAAAAGCGUAGAGUGUGAGAACAACCUCAUCAUGUUCAAGGCGAUCGCCCACCUGCAGGAGGACUUUGAUAUUUUUUUCACUCCCUCCAACUAUGAGGAUCCAAACAUUCGAAAACAGAUCCAGGAACAUCACAUCACAGCGUACGAAAACACCCGUGGCCGCCGUUCAUGUAAGGGGAAGGCCACAACAACUCCAGUUGUAGCUAACGAUCCAGAUGGCAAGACCAAGACGAUCUCCACAGAAGCUGGUUUGCGCCGUCUGGGGAGGCAGCUGCAGCGCACCGAGCAGGAGCUGUGGUCUGAUUUGGCCUUGAGGGCUCUGAAAGUUGGCAAAGUUGACAAGGCGCUCAAGAUCCUGAGUGAGCUGUAUGAGCACCACUAUAACAGCAGCACAGGGAAGGUUUUGUUUACUGCUGCCAAGAUGUUAUGCCAUAUGCUGGAGGCGGAUGUCCCCAUGGUGCUUCCUGAUGGCAUGGAUUUGCCAGCAGUGAUUCAUGAUCUGGCCUGUCAGGCUAUCACCGUGUGUCAUUCAGAUCUUCUCCUGGAUUGUCUGGAGCUUUGCAAAUGUACACGGUUUGCUAUGGAUGUCUAUCAUCAGUGUCAGUUAUCAGACAACUAUGGCUUCAUCGUCAAGGAUUUGACACCGGAGGCAGAAAGUUCAAACUACCUGCGGCCGCUCUUCGGUCCCCUGGCCAACAUGUUACAGAUGUUACAGGAGUGCAGUCAGCUGGAAUUGGCCCUCAGAGUGCUGGUCAACGCGUACGGCAGCUGCCUGCAGCAUGUCACCUCAAACGUCAUGGAUAUAAAGCUGAGCCUACAGCUUUAUGACGCACAAGAGCUUAAGAAGUACAACCUGUGCCUGAACGAUCACAGGAAGACAACUACGUCUACUCUGAAUGCUGUGGCUGUGCCACUGUUGAACAAGGUGUUAAACUGGAGGGUGGUGGAUUGUGAUUUGGCUAUUGGUCUCUGUACACUCCUCUCCAAAGCAGAGGUCUUCAAAAUACUGUGGAAAGUUAUUGACAACACCUGGCAAAACUAUGACAAGAUUUUGGCUGUGGCGAGGAUUGGAGCAAAUCUCUGUAGUUUAUAUAACGAGGCAGAAGAACAGAGGAGGUUUCUCUCUGUCAUCACUGAUGCUGAGUGGGGAAUCAAGCUUGGCAAAUUGGAGAUAUCAAUCCAGCCAGUGUUCCGUCAGCGGUCUGAGAUGAAGAGCACUCUGAUCCCUGUUUUAGUGAAAAACAAGAGAAUCACCCCAGACAUUAUCCUCCAGUACUGCAGCACCUACGAUCUGGACCAUGAUAGUGUAAUCAACCAGUACAUUACCACCUUACUGCUGCUCCAGGAGGAUGAGGAAGGUGCAGGUGAUCCAGCUGUCGGUCAGGAGGAGGCGCAACCUCUGUCUCACACUGACACGCUGGAUCGAGUCCUGCAGAUCAUCCCAAUGUUACGCAACACCAGCAAGCUCACAGAUAACCUCUGUGCUGCCAUAUUCAAGCUCAGCCCAUACAACUACGAGAGAAUAGAAGUGGUGCUGAAGAUCAUACAGGCUGCAGAUGAGAACGUGACCAGCCUCUCUGUUGGUCAGGCGAUGGGUCUCCUGCAGCAUCUGAAGUCCUACACGCGAGUCUCUCCUCCCACAGACGUGGAGAACACACAUCUACUCGAAACCGGUCUGCUGCCAAACCCCCUUUCCAGCAGCAGACUUCCCUUCCACCUGCUUAUGCAGACCAAGCAUUACUGGAAGAUUAUCUGUCCUGAGCUCAGUGAGGAGACCUUCCCCACACUUCUGCUGAUUAGCAAACUCAUGAAGGUGAGCCUUGACAAGCUCUACAUGUCAGCAGCAAACCAUGUCUUUGAGAAGAAAAUGAAGCCGUUAAUCUUAGAGCAAAGGAAAAUGGGUCAGGGGCAUUGUCAAAACAAGGAGACUUUCAAGGUGGCGAAGACUAUGAUGAAGUACAUCAAAUGUAUCCAAAGCCCAGAGUGGGCUGCUGCCACGGCCCACAAGAUAACCCAGGAGCUUCCGCCAGGCUAUGAGAAGACACAGUCACUCAGGUUCUGUUUGGCACUUGGAGACACUUGGUUAAAGGAUCCACACCUUGAUGAGGCAGCACGGGCCAGAGGAGACACCUUUCUGUCCAAGCUGAAGCUACAGUUUCAGCGCUCAGCCACUGAGAAUACUUUAAUAUCCAGUCAGCUGAACAGCCCAGAGCUGAUGAAGCUGUCUGGGCUGCCAGGCAGGCUCAUAAUGGCCCUGUACGAGCACAGCAGUGUGGAACAGCGUUACAAAGAGUCAGGAGGUCAGACGUAUCCAGAUAUACAUGGUGCAGUUAAAGAAAUAGCCACAGUCAAUAAUGUGGAUCUUCUAAAAAUUCGUACCAUGUUGUUAGAAAAAUGGAUCUGCAAGACGGGCCCGGCUGUGGUCAAGGAUAUUGGGUAUAGUGACUGUGUCAGCAACAUUGAGGAGGACCCAGACUUGAUGAGGGUGGUGUACAUGCUGCAGUCCUGCUCGAUGCAAGAUGCUGUCCGUCAUCUGAGCCCUAUCUUAACUGCAGAAACUUGGCCGCUUAGCACAUCUGGGCCUCGUCUGACCUUCUGCCAUCGGACUCGAGCGCUACUCUGUCUCGUCCGCCUCGCUGAUGCACCCAUUCUGGAGGCUCAGCUGCAAAUCCCCAUCACCAAAAUCCCAUAUUACCUGAAGUGUUACAUCUUUGUCUCGCAACUGGAAGCAUUAAACAUCCCGUACACAGUUCAGUCCUUUCUCAGUAGUCCCAAAGAGGGUUUAGUUAAAGGGCUUUGGAAGAACCACAGUCAUGAGCCUCAGGCUGUGCGGUUGGUAGCAGACCUGUGCCUGGAGUACCAGAUUUACGACCCUCAGCUGUGGAACAGCCUGCUUCAGAAGCUGCUCGGCUUCAACCUGAUCAGCCACCUCCAGAAGGUAUUGGAGGCAAUAGUGGCUGUUCCGGCUUUGUGGGAGAUUUCAAGUUUCUCCCGGACCUGGAGGAGCAUGAUACUGGCACCUUUUGUCUCAGCUUCUGUUCCUCUGAGUCCAGAUCAGCAGGCGAUGCUCUACAGGACAUUUGUUCUCCUCCUCAAGUAUGCCUCACUCACAUUCAGCUAUAACCACCAAACUGAUUCUUUCAUGGACUUCUUGUGUUUUAAUAGGGUAGCAUACUGUAUUGUCCUGCCAAAACAGGGUGUGGUGCUGCUGCAAGAAUGGUACAAGUACUGGUUGGAGCACCUCAUCUCGGUGCCUCAGUGCAGUCAGAUUUCUUCUGAGAACGAUCAGGGAAUGCAAGGCUGCUGCAGCAGAUGCAUGCAGGCAUCCAGGGUGCCAGUCAGGGAGACUGUGUUAACUUUCAUCAGCCAGAAUGGACAGCAUCAGAAACUGCUGAAGACGAAACACUUUAGCCAUCUGAAGCAGCUCAUAGUGUCGAGUGGGCAGCCUAACCAAGUGAAAGAUUUGGUGGACUAUCUGAUCAGCCAGAACUGCCAUGAUGAUGCUGAAUCACUCGCUCGUGAGUACAUUAAACACAGAGAGCGUCAGCGAGGGAAAACCCUGACAAAUGGCUCGUUGUCAUCCAGCUGCCUGAAGGACUUUCUUAACAUGCAACACGGAGUAUUGAGAUGAACCAGCACUGUUGCUUCAGCCGUGUUUAUAUAAUCCUCCUUGGUCUGCUUUAGGCUGAGAUGCAGUAUUUGCACUUCACAUUUAUCUUUCAGCUGUAAUAUUUGAAUAACCUAUUCAUUUAUGAAAACUGUGGAGAUGAGCUAUGAAGCAGCAGAUCACACGUCAACUUUUAUUUUCCACUGUAACUCCAAGUUUGUUUCCUACGAUGUGUAUUGAGUUUAACUGUUGAUUUUCAUUGCACAGCCACACUUUGUACAAUAUUUUGAAGUUAAAGUACUGUCCCACAUCGGUUCUAAAAGAAAGAGGAGCAGUAAUCCUAAUAAAUGAUGUACACUGUGUUGCCAAAAGUAUCAGCUCAUUUGCCGUCACACACAUUAAGGAACAAAGCAAUCUUACUUCAUGGAAUUUUAUAUGAUGUUUGCCGAACCUUUGCAGCUAUAACAACUUCAACUCUUCUGAAAAGGCUUUGUAAAAGAUUUAGGGGUGUUUAUGGGAUUUUUAUUUAUUUUUUUGUUAAACCAGAAGUCCUGUCUUUGCUCUACUUCAUUCCAAAGUUGUUCUAUCAGGUUUAGGUCAGGACAGUCAAGUUCUUCCACACCAAACUCGCUCAUCGAGCUCCCACAGGGCAAGAGGCAGGGUUCACCCUGAACAGGUCACCAAUCUGACGCAGGGCUAAGACGACCAUUUGCACCGAUGGGCAGUUUAGAAUCAAACCCCACUAACUGCAUGUCUUUGGAGUGUGGGAGGAAGCCGGAGUACCCAAAAAGAAAAUGUGAACUCCACCCAGAAAGGUCCCGACCAGAUGGUGGUUUCGAACGCGGGACCUACUUGCUGUGCUCACAUUUUCCUAAAGUUAUUUCUGUUUUCUUUUUAAAUACUUGUUACUUUCACAUUUAUAUGAACAGCUUCCUUAUCUUAGUCGUACUUCUUUGGUUCAUCAACUUUUUUUUAAACACUGGUCUCGUUUCUGAUGGACUACUUCCCGUCACUCGCUGUUAGAAGUGACUGUGUGAUAUUUGAGAGGAAGUGUGCACUCACACUGAGACCGAUCCAAGCUGAACUUUAUCCAUUCUGCAUUUUUCAAAAGAUUUAUAAAUUUUGGUCCUCCAGUUUUUUCUUCUCCUUUGCAGCUGUCACUCAUUCAGGUGUGCAGAGAUUAUGUAUCACAUGUUUGCCCAUCAAGAACGCUCAGCAAGUUUACUUGUCAGUGGUUUAGCCACACAUGGUGUGCCCUUAAAUGGACUUAUAAAGCUCAUCUGUUCCCAGAGAGGAGCACAUUAAAUUAAUGUCACGGGACUUCCUUUUCAAACUCACUUGCCUCAUGGGAAACGGAAGACUUUGUAUUCUCUGCGUGGCUUUGUGUUAAAAUGACAGUUUUAUUUUCAUCUAAAAUGGCCAUUCUGUGAAACUGGUGUCCAGAUUUAGUCCGGUCCUUGUUCAAGGAACCUAACUCAAGGUAUGAAUCAGUGUUGCCCUAGCAUUAUAGACAACUUGCCAAAGAACCAUGUUUAAAUUGUAUCUUUUGGGACUUUGUUACUAGAAGCAAAAACUAAGAAUUUGUUCCUAUUUUUUCAGUUUAAUCAAAGAAAGGUCAAUAUACUAACACAGUUUGACAGACUCCCUUGUCUAAGAAAGACCAGACUGCUUCAAUAAAUCGGUGGAUGCGUUUUUCUGCUAAAUAUUUCUUUUUAAAUUGAGGGGUGGAUCAAGACUUUUGCAUAGUAUUCUACAGAUUGUGUUCAUGUAUGUAAAAAGGUCUGAGAAAUAUGAGAUUAAAUAUGUUUAUACACUCAAACUGUUGCCUUUCAGAAAACACUAUAUAAAGAUAUAUAAACCAAUGCAUGUUUUUAAAUGCAAUUUGUAUCAUUUAUGUGUUUUCAAUGAUUCAAGGACUUGUUUAAGCUGCACAAGAACCAUAAUUUUAGCUGAGUGUGAAUUAAAU
Neolamprologus brichardi is the source of this 8234-nucleotide messenger RNA. Lineage: Eukaryota; Metazoa; Chordata; Actinopteri; Cichliformes; Cichlidae. The record is from RefSeq and is a predicted model, not a curated record.